AUGGGUAAGUCAUACUUGAUCGGUGCAAUAAGUCAAACAUUACAAAAUGCAGCCUCUCCACAACGCUCUCCUCUACUUCUACUUGCACCAACAAGAGUUGUAGCAUUCAACAUUGGAGCAUCAACGAUUCAUUAUAAGUUGAGAAUUCCAAUAAAAGAAUUCAGUGAGCUACAAGGGACAAGACUUACGACUUUCCAAGAGGAAAUUUCUCACAUAAAGUACAUAUUAAUAGAUGAAAUGAGCUUCUUGGGAGAGAUGUUACUUGAAAACAUAGACUCUCGUCUUCGACAAGCAUUUCUAGAAAAUAGUCAUAAAAUUUUUGAAGGUAUAUCUAUGAUAUUGGUCGGAGAUUUGGCACAAUUGCCUCCUGUCAAAGAUAGAGUGGCAUAUGAAAGCAAAAGGUGUGCAAGGAUACUGUGGGAAGAAUUCAAAACCAUAGUUACUUUGAGACGUAUUUUCAGACAAGAUGGACAAAGCAAUGAACAAGAAAGAUUUCGUCUUCUUCUAACAAACAUAAGGGAUGCAAACCCUACAAUAGAUGAUUGGAUGUUACUUAUGUCAAGAUCAAAUGGAAACAUGAGUAUUGCAACAAAUGAUGAGUUCGAAAAUAGUGUUCAUUUAUUCUCGACAAAUGAUAAUGUGCACACUCAUAGCAAAAGAAAAUUGUACUCAUUAAAAAACCCUAUUGCACGAAGCAUCGCUGUAAAAACAAAAACACUUAGUUCUAUAGAAGGCGAUGGAAAUGAUGAGUUCGACAUGGAACUAUUACUCAGGAAAUAUGCAAGGGUGAUGUUAACUUCAAACUUAUGGAUAGAAGCAGGUCUUGUCAAUGGAGCACUAGGAUAUAUUCGAAGUAUUGUAUAUAGACCUGGAAGUGCACCACCUUUGCCACCAUCAUAUGUACUUGUAGAUUUUGAUGGUUACUCAGGAAUUCCAUUUGAUGAUCGUCAUCCCCAAAGAGUUCCAAUUCCAACUAUUGACAAAGCUAGCACAAAGUAA
Molecule: messenger RNA, 999 nt
Organism: Cryptomeria japonica (Japanese cedar)
Lineage: Eukaryota; Viridiplantae; Streptophyta; Pinopsida; Cupressales; Cupressaceae
Product: ATP-dependent DNA helicase RRM3-like
Exons: 2
Coding region: 1-999 (332 amino acids)
Biological process (GO): DNA repair; telomere maintenance
Molecular function (GO): DNA helicase activity
Source: RefSeq, a predicted model, not a curated record